Dichotomopilus funicola is the source of this 243-nucleotide messenger RNA. RefSeq lists its product as uncharacterized. The record is from RefSeq and is a predicted model, not a curated record. The annotation marks the transcript as partial. Lineage: Eukaryota; Fungi; Ascomycota; Sordariomycetes; Sordariales; Chaetomiaceae. The transcript has a single exon.
AGCGUCCCCUGGCCCGGCCGGACGUUCAUGAUCCGCAACCGGGCGUCGAACCGGAUUCUAGCGCGGGAGGAUGGAAACCUGGUGCUGAAGGAGGUUGCGGAGCUGGCGCCGUGCGGUUGGCUCUGGGCCUGCGUCGAGCAUCCCGAGGGUAGGUGCCCGAACUGGUCUCGCGGAAACCAAACCAUCCUGGGACGUGACAAUCAGGGGGGCUUCCGGGCCGGGGCUACUGAACACAAGGGGUAG